This is a messenger RNA of Nerophis lumbriciformis (worm pipefish), 2499 nucleotides long. The record is from RefSeq and is a predicted model, not a curated record. Lineage: Eukaryota; Metazoa; Chordata; Actinopteri; Syngnathiformes; Syngnathidae.
AUGUUUUGGAAAUUUGACCUCCAUGCCACAUCACACAUUGACACUCUGCUGGAGAGGGACGAUGUAAGACUAACUGACAUAAUGGAUGAAGAGGAUGUUCUGCAAGAGUGCAAAGCCCAGAACCACAAAUUGAUUGACUUCCUUUUGAGACCUGAAUGCAUGGAGGACCUCGUUACCUUCAUUACGCAAGAACCAAGUACUGAUGUGGAGGAUAAUGUUAAAUACAAGUAUCCCAACAUAUCAUGUGAACUGCUUACAUCAGACGUGAGCCAAAUUAAUGACAGAUUAGUGGAAGAUGAAAAACUGCUGAUAAAACUGUAUAGCUUUCUUCAGAAUGAGCCACCUCUUAAUCCACUUUUGGCCAGCUUCUUCUCUAAAGUUCUUUCUAUUCUCAUAGGACGUAAACCUGAACAGAUAGUAGGGUUUCUUCGAAAGAGAGAGGACUUUGUAAACUUUAUGAUCAAACACAUAGGGACUUCAGCCAUCAUGGACCUGCUACUCAGGAUGCUCACAUGUAUUGAACCACCACUUUUACGACAGGAUGUCCUUAAUUGGCUGAAUCAGGAAAAUAUAAUUGAGAACCUUGUGGACAUGGUACAGCCCUCUCAGGAUGAAGAUAGACACUCCAAUGCCUCACAGUCACUAUGUGAGAUCAUCAGACUGAGCAGAGACCAGAUGUUCCAGGUCCAAGGAUGCCCACAACCUGACCCAUUACUGGCUACACUUGAAAAGCAGACCACCGUGGAAAAACUGCUGUCUCAUAUCUUUGACAAGGAGAAGAAUGAAUCUGCAAUUGUCAGUGUUAUCCAGAUUCUUCUGACAUUGUUUGAAACAAGACGACCAGCGUUUGAAGGCCAUAUGGAAUGCUCCCCAAGAAUGUCCAACCCUUCAUUCUCUGUCAAUCAAAGCAUCUUGGAGGCUGUGAGACCACGACUAAAAGAUUUUCAUCAACUUCUGCUGGAUCCCCCAAAGAACGACAUGAUGAAGACAACAUGGGGGGUACUCGAUCCUCCUGUGGGUAACACAAGGCUCCAUGUGGUCCGACUAGUGGUCAGUCUGUUGCAAACCAACACUCCCUGUAUCAGUAAAGAGCUCAUUCACCUCAACACCCUGGGAAUAAUACUUGAUAUGUAUUUCAGAUACAUCUGGAACAACUUCCUCCACAUUCAGGUGGAAAUCUGUACAGCUGUGAUUUUGGUUAUGCCUCCUUUCACCACUGACGUCCAGCUUGAUGCAGAACAGGAAAAUGCCAGAGAGAGCAUCCUCGUCAGACACUUGUUUCAAAAAUGCCAUUUCAUACAGAGAAUCGUUGAAGCCUGGAACACUAAUGAAAAGGAGCAGGUCGAAGGUGGUCGGCGGCGAGGAUACAUGGGUCACCUCACUAGAAUAGCUAAUUCAAUACUUCAUAACUGCGAUAAAGGUCCUAAUGGAUUGCAGAUACAACAGCUCAUCUCUGAGCUAAAAGUCGAGGACAGAGAAAAAUGGGAGGCCUUCAUAUCUGGGCAGCUGGCUGACACAAACAAAAGAAACACUGUUGACCUGGUGAACACACACCAGAUCCAAUCCUCAACUGAUGAUGAGGUUGAAUUUAAAGAUAGCAGCUUUCACCAUGACUCAUCUAUUCAACAAGCGUUUUCUGAUUAUCAGAUGCAACAAAUGACGUCCAAUUUUAUUGAGCAGUUUGGCUUCAAUGAUGAAGAGUUUGCUGAUCCAGAUGAUGUUUUGGAUAUUCCCUUUGACAGAAUAUCAGACAUCAGUUUUUCACUGAAUACAAAUGAAAGUGUGAAAGUAGCUAUGUUUGAAGCCCGCUGUAGAGAGAAAAUCCAGCAAUUUGAGGAUGUUGGUUCAGAUGAAGAGGAUAUCUGGGAUGAAAAAGAUGUCACCUUUGUACCAGAAGCACAGAGGCGCCCCAGGAGUGCGGGUAGCACAGACAGUGAGGACAGCACUGACUCUGAGGAAGAGGAUUCCAAGAAAGAUGUAUUUGAAGCUUCUAAUCCCAACUCUGAAGACAUGGAAGUCGAAACAGACACAGCAUGGAGUGGCUAUUCUGGUCCCGAUUCAAACUCCGGGACAGGCUGGGCUGAUUUCUCUAACUUCUCCCCCACCAGCCCCAAUGAUCCACUAAUGUGCAAUACUCCUGUUGCUAUGGAGACCAACAUAGAGAAACUGGAUCCUCUAGGCGUCAUCGGACCGUUAUAUUCGGAGGAAAACAAUGGCUGGUUGAGUCCGAGUGUUUCGUCGUCCUCAUCUGUCACAUCUAAGGGUUGUGGAAGAUCUAAAAUGGUGGAUGAAUCUACUUGCAAUGUGCAACGGAGUAUGACGGACACCGUCAUCAAUGGCUCUUUAAAAGAGACUUUCAGCCUCACUGUUGAUGCAAAGACUGAGACUGCUGUCUUUAAGAGAGUGUUGAAAUCAUAUCGCAGUGAGAAGUGCAAGUACACAAUGGAAUUCCCCAAUGGCCCUCGAGAGGAAAUGUCAAACAUAGAAGAUGCCAAGUAA